CCUCGGGCCAACUACCAACGCUAUUCACAGCCUACAGCAGCUCUGGCUGCAUCUCAAGAGCAUUAACAGGGUCUUCUUGGACCCGCUGAUUUAAAGGCAGCGCCUUAAAUCAUUGAAACAACUGAAAUUUUGAUUAUUUCUUGCGGACAAGGGCUCCAUCACGAUCCAUUUGAUAUCCAUAUUGCCUGUGCAUGUCUAAUUCUUUGCACUCUCCUUCUCGUCCGCUCUCCGAGUCAAGGUCUUCUUCACGCGGCUCCCUGCGUUCUGCACGCGCUUCGAGCCCGUCAGUACCCCAAAACGAUACAGUGGUCGUUCGUAACCAAAUGUCGACCUUGAAGCAUUCUAUUCGGCAUCAACAGGCACAGCUACACAGCUUGGAAAAUAUUAUUUUGCGUGGAUCACGCCCGCUCCCACCUGGCUUUAUGGCACCCUCUCACUCUCCACAACCCUCGUCGGAGGACGUCUUGGAUAUAAGUCCUUGUCCUGUGUCGUACACUACGAGCUUUUCAACUCCAAAAAUGCAACGUCGCUCCAGUUUUGAUGUUUUACAAGGCCUCGCUGGUCGCGAGUCAAACCUUCCGCUCCCGAGGAGAGAAAGUGCGACACCAAUAAUGAAACGUGAUGGAAUUCGCGAAGGUAUCCCCAUGGAUUUCGGCGGCAGUCCCGGACCUGCAGUGAACAUUAAACGAAUGUCUAGUCCAACGCGUACACUGAGUCGGAUACCUGUAGCUUCCGUAGGGAAUGCCCGUGCGUUAGCCGACAAUGGUCUCUCUCCAGCUCUUAACUCCUCGCCAGCAAUUUUACCGAUUGACAUUCAUGGGGGCAAUAACUCAGACAAUUUGAAUGCUUCCACUUCUGCGCUACAAGCUCCAUCAUCUCCUAAUAGACGUAUCUCCCUUACACCUGGGGGGACGACUAAAGUUUUGGCAGAUCUCCAGGCCGGUGUUAUAAAUGCUCGCAACGCCUUGGAAAACACCAAGUCUCAGCUUCGUCUCUCACAGCGGACUGUUGCACAGUUGACACGACAGACCGAGGAUUUGAAAGAAGGCCGAGAACGCCUCAGGCUGGAAAAUGAAGGUCUUAACAAUGUUGUAGCGAGAAAGGAGAGGUUGUUACAAGAGGUUCUUGAGCGGGCCCGCAAAGCUGAAGCCGAGGCAGCAACCUUAAAAUCUCAGCUGAAAACGGAGACCGCGACCUCCAAAAAGUCCCUGCGCGAGAUGGAAUCUGCUCUCCUUGAAUCAACGGCCCUUUCUCAGAAGGCUGAACGCGAGUACAUUACAUUGCGGGAUAGCAUCAAAAGCAUGACCGAGAGUUGGAAGCAUGAUACCGAUAGACUUCGUGAAGAGAUGCGGAAGCGCGAGGACAAGCUAAAAAAAGAAGCCGAAUCAAUUGGCAAGAAGUAUAAGCUUCUCGCAGAUGAGAUGAAGGAGGCGCAACGUCAGCAAGCUUCUGUGAAAGACCUCAAAAAUGAAGAGCAGAAAAUCAGGAAAGAGAUCGAAGAAGAGUUCCGCGAGGAGAUCAUCAAAGUGAAGGCACAGGUUGAACUCCGAUCUCAUCAAAGCGAUGAGGCAGUGGAGACUGCGAGAACUUUGGCGAGUGAGCUGGCUCGUCUCCGCCGGUUAAUGCAGUCUGGUACCAAGUCCCCUCCACCUGAUACCGAAAGCCCUUCCUGAUCUAGAUGUCUCAUUUUGUUGCGUCGACCGACUGUCCAGGGGGCAUUAUUCAUUGACAUGGACAUCUAUCUCAUGUAUAUCACGCACACACUCAUUCAUAUAUCUUACACCCUUCCAUUGCUGUCAUAUACCUACCAGGAUAACUUGAGAUGAUUUGUACAUGGCG
Molecule: messenger RNA, 1839 nt
Organism: Suillus fuscotomentosus
Lineage: Eukaryota; Fungi; Basidiomycota; Agaricomycetes; Boletales; Suillaceae
Exons: 6
Coding region: 192-1673 (493 amino acids)
Source: RefSeq, a predicted model, not a curated record